GAAGCAGUUCGCUUCGUGUUCCGCAUAAUCUGGUGGCCUGCAGUGAGGCACAGCUGGUGCCGGGAUCCCGUCAUAGGGGCUCAUUUCAAAUUUGGGGGCCGCUUGGUAUAGGCUUGAUCCUACGCUAAUACUGGUGGACGACUCAUCAGAGAUUGCCGCCUUAUGUCCUUUCCUCUUCUUCUUAAGCUUGAUCAGGAAUAGACCAUACUUGUAUCCAUUUUAACUGCCUCUCUCACUCGUUUCCGUCUUCAAUAUGCCUGGAAUUCGCCUAUACUCUGUCCUCGCUCUUGCCCUCGCAGCGCAAGGGGCAGUUGCGAGAACGAACUACGACGGCUGCACGUCUUUCACAAGCACCGUGACUGUACACACUGAGAUUGGCUAUGGGAACACCUACGAGACCGUGAUCUGGUACGUCUCAGACUCUCUGGAGAUCUGCCAAGGCGUCGACUGCGGCGGCGGCCGUGCCCCCCCGAGGACCGUCCCGGGCUGCCCAGCCUAUACCGGAACCGAGACCGUCACUGCGAGAUUCCUCACGGCCGACCCACAGGCACCACACACGCAGAUCACUGUAGCCCCGUCCACCAGCACCACUCUAGAAGUCACCGUCACCGAGCCGGCAACCUCCAGCAGCCAGAGCGGCUCGCCGACCGGGUCCGCCUCCGCCAGCGGCUCGUCGCCGUCGUCCCCCACUCCCCCGACCCAGCCCCAGGAAUCGGGAACUGGACCGGCGGAAACGACUACCGGCAGCAGCCCUGCGAGCAGCCCCUCCAGCACCGCUGACUCGGCUGCGGCAACAAAGCCUGCGAACCUGGCUCUCGGAGUUGUUGCCGCCGCCUUGGCUUUCCUGUGAUCGAGAAGGGU
This is a messenger RNA of Phialemonium atrogriseum, 861 nucleotides long. RefSeq lists its product as uncharacterized. Lineage: Eukaryota; Fungi; Ascomycota; Sordariomycetes; Cephalothecales; Cephalothecaceae. The coding region runs from base 254 to 850 and encodes 198 amino acids. The record is from RefSeq and is a predicted model, not a curated record. The transcript has 2 exons.